This is a messenger RNA of Parnassius apollo (apollo), 405 nucleotides long. Lineage: Eukaryota; Metazoa; Arthropoda; Insecta; Lepidoptera; Papilionidae. The record is from the annotation of a GenBank genome assembly.
AUGAGACCAUAUCCACGCGAUAAUUCAAAUAACGAAAAACGAACAUGCAAUUAUAGACUUUCAAGAGCUAUUCGUAUUGUCGAAGCUACAUUUGGUGUAUUAUCACGGAAAUGGUACGUAUACCGUAAAGAAUUUGAAUGUAAAAUAGAAACAGUGGAAAAAGUGAUAAAGGCAACGUGUGUUCUACACAAAUUUUUAAUUGACAAGAUGCCUGGCUAUCUAGAUAAUAAUGAAUCGGGUUUGGCCACGACUAUGUUUAACGACACAAACGUGGACAAUCUAUUAUCAAAUGACAAUAUGGAUCCCUAUCAAGUUCGAGAAAAAUUCUGUAGCUAUUUCAACAACGAGGGCGCCGUUCCAUGGCAAGACACUCGUAUUCCAAUGUUACUUCAACGAAAUACUUAG